Messenger RNA from Eurytemora carolleeae, 2338 nucleotides. RefSeq lists its product as uncharacterized. The transcript is spliced from 5 exons. Bases 260 to 2338 code for a protein of 692 amino acids. NCBI's taxonomy places the organism in Eukaryota, Metazoa, Arthropoda, Copepoda, Calanoida, Temoridae. The record is from RefSeq and is a predicted model, not a curated record.
GAAUUGAAUUCAGUCCAAACCAUUCUAGAUAAAUUGGUGGCAGCACUAGAUUCAGAUAGAUGGAUAGAGAGAGACAUGGAAAACAACUUACACAGAGCUCAAACAAUUUAUCGGAAUCCAUUCCAUGGAGCGAAUAUAAAGAUUGAGGCUAAGAAGAGGAAAUCAAAGAAGAGAUAUAAUCCAAGCGUGUCAGCAACAGCAACUGCUCUACUUUAUAAGCUCUCAUUGUCUUUUUCAUCUGUCCUACGCAGACGCCAAUAUGAGGCGAUUUGAGUUUCAGGACUACUCUGGGCUAGACCUGGAGAAAACGGAGAAUUUACUGAACCUACACCGAGAACGGGAAAAUUUCCUCCGCCCAAAGUUAGAGAACAGGGUUGAGAUUUUCCGUCGAGGAUAUGUUAGCUUUGAGGAACCUGGAGUAGGUAAAAAACAAAAACGAGUUAGUUUCUCACAAAGCUUCGGUGAAGAAAGAAUGGAGUCAAACCAACAUUUUCACCGAUAUUCCUGUUUAACUGAGACUCCUACCACUCCCAGGUUAAGAAGAUGGCCUACUACUCCAGGUUUAACUUCUUCAAAUACUCCAGAUUGCCAUUUGAGCACUCCUGAAUCUUUACCCAUGCCCCAGAGAGCCAGAAGUGAGCCAAGAACUCUCCAAAUAGUUAAAAAUGAGCCAAAAUCAGAAAAGAGUUUUGUAAAGUCUCUUUGUCGAUUUUAUUCGGAAAUAUUCAGUAAAAAAGCGACUGAAACUAGGGAGGACUUAUCCGUGUCGUUUACUAAGUACAGCAGUAGUCCCUUUCCUACCCGGAGAGGUUCAAAGCUUAGAAAAAGUUUAAGUUUAAAGGAACGACGAGAUGAUAAUGUAUGUUUGUUGACGGAACAUUCAGAUCCGGUCAGCUUUUCAGGAUCAAAUGAGAGAAAAAAAUUCAAAAAUAAACGACUCAGCAUCGAACUUGGAGGAGCAUUGGAUCGAACCCCGUUACUUCAACUCGAACCUAAGUUCGAAAGUGAUGAGGAUUUACACGGUGCACUGUCACUUUUAGAAAUGGAGGAAAUAAGACGACAAAAUGAUUCCAAUCAAUCCAUUUUUUCUCAAAGAAAAUCUAGUCGAACCUCUAUUCACGAAACCUCGAGAAGGUUUUCUCAUAUAUCUCUCCAGGACGAAGAUAUCUCGGAGAAAACUCGACUCUCUCCGACUGGACGGAGUAUGAAAAGUCAGGAUUCUGGGUUUUCAGAUACUGCUGAGAGUUCAAACCAGGAUAGAAGGGAGAGAAGGAGCUUCAGCAAUGAGAAGGAGGAGGUGGAGAAGGAGAAGGUAGAGAAGGAGGAGAAGGAGGAAAGAGACCUGGAUAAUAUGUUUACUCCUAUUUUGGGUUCAAGACAAUACUUACUCUCACCUAGUCCUUACAGUAUAGGAAUAGGAGGAGUCCACAAUAGUACACGGCCAGGAGAGCAGGGUUUAUUCCAAAGUACUCCAGUGUCAUCUAGUCUGAGGAGUCCUUUUGAAAGCACUCCAGUAAGAUCUAGCGUAAGGGGUGUCCUGGAAAGUACUCCAGUGAGCAGAGUUAAAGGAGGCAGACUAUCCUUGAGAAAAUUCACCCUCGAACAAGCUUUAAACCAACCAAACCUUGAAACCAAACCAAACCUUGAAAUCAAACCAUACUCAACCCAAAACGAACCUAAGGGAACUCCAGUUAGCUUUGUUCAACACAAAUUUGAGAGAAGAAACAAACUUUAUCAGAGUCUCACCUGUUCAGUCCAACCCCUGGAAAAUCGUCUUUCUCCUUCUUGCCGGCCAAGACGGACGAUAAAGACAAGAAAUUUUGCAGUUCCCAUUCUCUCCUGUGUUAAGAAUCCGGAGAAAAUUUGUAGGUCCCGAACUCUUCCUCUUGAAACGUGCUCAACAUACAACCCAGAGCAACAUCGUGGUUUUUCACAGAGCUUCCGUGAGGCUCCUACUUGUACCCGGAGAAAUAAACCGGAGAAACGUCCUUCUUUCGCCCUAAACCGAUUUCUCCAGGAUCUAAGUCCAAUGCUUCCUCCGGUCCUGCCAGAGCUACACCAUAGUGCUCUGGUUGAACUAGGAGAAGAGACGUUUACUCUCAACCUUGAACCUUGUUCUCCAAGAAGACCCCACACCAGACCUAUCUCCGGAGCUGUUGAUGUAUGGUUGGAAACCUUAAUAAGAUCGAUGGAACCGGAGUGUAUGACAUAUCUGCAUAGUAAACCCGUUCUCUGUACAGAGGGGUACCAGGAGGAGGGUUUUAGUGCUGAAGGAGGAUACCUAGAGAACAGGGUGGAGAAGAUCAUUGCAACUCAUAGGAAACUUAAACUUCUUUAA